Molecule: messenger RNA, 596 nt
Organism: Capsaspora owczarzaki ATCC 30864
Lineage: Eukaryota; Filasterea; Ministeriida; Capsasporidae
Exons: 4
Coding region: 17-499 (160 amino acids)
Biological process (GO): SRP-dependent cotranslational protein targeting to membrane; SRP-dependent cotranslational protein targeting to membrane, signal sequence recognition
Cellular component (GO): signal recognition particle, endoplasmic reticulum targeting
Molecular function (GO): 7S RNA binding
Source: RefSeq, a predicted model, not a curated record
UCUGUUUCUUUUUGCAAUGGCGCAUCUCACAACUGACCCGACCAACGUGGCUCGCUGGGUCGUCGUUUACCCAAUCUACAUCAACUCGCGCAAGACUCUCGAGCAAGGCCGACGACUCGGCGUUGGCUACUGCUGCGACAGCCCCACGGCACAGGAGGUUGCCCUCGUCGUCAAGGCAAACCUCAAACUCGAGUGCAUUCUGGAGUGGGAGAAGGCCUAUCCUCGCGACUUUAUGCAGCGCGGUCGCGUUCGUGUCCAACUCUUUGACGCCAACAAGAAGCCGCUCAACUCGGGCAUUCCCAAUCGUCAAACCCUUCUCAAGUACAUUGCUCUGCAAAUAAACAAAAUCCCCAACCGCACGCUGCCGCCGACCGACGAUGCGGCAAUCUUUGCGCAAUUCGUGCCAACAGCCACAACAUCAAGCGCCAGCGCCACUCCUCCCGCAAAUGCCAGCGCAGGCGGAAACACAAACAACAAGAAGAACAAGAAGAAGAAGUGAUGCGCGCCUUCCUCGCAUGAUGAUAUACGUGUGUGUUUGGUCUGUGUACAAAACGAGCCGUUUGUGUGUGUUUGCAUUUUACAACAUGAUUUCUACA